Molecule: messenger RNA, 1170 nt
Organism: Cryptotermes secundus
Lineage: Eukaryota; Metazoa; Arthropoda; Insecta; Blattodea; Kalotermitidae
Exons: 4
Coding region: 107-907 (266 amino acids)
Source: RefSeq, a predicted model, not a curated record
GAUAUCAGUGUCGAUCAGGUCGAUCAGUGUCCUGUGGUCCUGUGCAGUCUUAUGUUCUAGCGAUUGAGAAGGUGGUGUGGCGUAACGACGUAUUUUCCCCGACACAAUGGAGAAUAAAAAAUGUCUAACUCUCAUACAGCUUUAUAAAUCUAAAGAGGUAUUGUGGAAUUCAAAAAGUGCUAAUUACUAUAACAAAAGUAUACGCGAGGACGCAUGGAAGGACAUAGGUGACGAAAUGAAAAUGCCAGUUCAGGAUUUAAAAAAGAGGAUGACAAGUUUAUUGGCUUCAUACAGACGAGAAAAGUCCCGAAUUAAGAAGUCUCACAUAACUGGUACUGCUGCAGGUACUGUUUACGUAUCCAAGUGGUUCGCAUUCAAUGAAUUCGACUUUAUGGCCGAUAAAAAUACUCUCACCGAUACUGUAGAUACUUUGCCUGAUGAGCCUGGAACAUCACAUAGUGCCGAAACCUCGGGGCUCGAAAAUGAAAAUGAAGAGCUUGCUGUUGCUGUUGAAGGAAUAACAUCUUCCAGAACACCAGAAGUGCCAGAAGCACCUCAACGUAAAAGGGCCCGCACAGAUCCUUUUGCCAGUGCCAGAGCUAAAGAAGAAAAUCAAGCAGUGCUGCUGGAAGCGUUUCAUAUCCUCAAGUCCAGUGUAACCACACUGACAGACCCGUAUUUUACAUAUGGCCAACAUAUCGCCAAUGAGCUCAGAAAAUAUGACCCAAGCACCUUAGCACAAGUGAAGCAUGCAAUUAAUAAUGUUAUUUUCGAAGCUGAUAUGGGGAAAUAUUCUUAUGGAUAUUACACCCAAAAUUACAGUCAGUAUCCAAGAUCAGAGAGUAUGACUCCAACUCCACUUCCAUCUCCAGCUUCUGCACAUUCAGUGUCAUCAGCUACCACCUAAUAACAUGUGUUAAACUCAGGCUGACAACAAUUCUCAGAAAUCGCGGUUGCGUUGCAGGCGUCAGUUACCUUGGUGUGCCAUCGGCCUUAGGCCCAUCAUCCUGCAGUUUCUUUGUUGAGUUCUUCAACCAAAAUGUGCCAACUUUAGCAGUUAGAGGGUGUCGUAUGGUCGGCGCAAUGGAUCCCUGCGGCCGUUAAUCUCGGUUUUCUAGACCGGAGCUGCUAUUUUCUUGAAAUAGCUCCUCAAUUAUCCUCACGAGGCUG